AUGGCAGUGGACGGUCACGACGCCGGGGACAACGAGUGGGAGAAAGCCGACCAGCCGCACUGGCGUGGGUUGGGACUUACCGAUCCCAUCAAAAGCGUAGAGGAUAAAUGGCUCCUGCUGCCCGCGUUCCUGAAGGUCAAGGGGCUCGUGAAGCAGCACAUCGACUCGUUCAACUACUUCGUGGACGUGGACAUCAAGAACAUCCUCAAGGCAAACAACAAGGUCACUUCAGAUGUCGACCCACGCUUCUGGCUCAAGUACACAGAUAUCGUAGUGGGAUUCCCCGAUCGCACAGACGCGGACGCGAUCGAUAAGAGCGUCACCCCGCAUGAAUGCCGGCUGCGCGACACGACGUACGGCGCGCCCAUCCUCGUCACCAUCCAAUACACGCGCGGGAAGAGCGUUGUGCGCCGCGCCAACGUCAACAUAGGGCGGCUGCCUAUCAUGCUCCGGAGCAACAAGUGCGUGCUAACUGGACGUAACGAAGCGCAGCUCGCACGAAUGACCGAGUGCCCCCUCGACCCAGGCGGGUACUUUAUAGUGAAGGGUACAGAAAAGGUCAUCUUGGUGCAGGAGCAGCUGAGCAAAAACCGUAUCAUCGUCGAGGUCGAUCCCACAAAAGGUGUAGUGCAAGCGUCAUGUACAUCGUCGACGCACGGAGGGCUCAAGUCUAAGACGUACGUCGCAACCAAGAAGGGCAAAAUUUAUCUCCGUCACAACUCUAUACACGAAGAUGUGCCAAUUGUGAUUGCGCUCAAGGCCCUGGGUAUCCAGUCUGACAAGGAGAUUUUACUCCUAACUGCAGGCAACCACGAGGCGUACAAGUCUACGUUCUCUCCAAACCUAGAGGAAGCCGCCAAACUAGGCGUCCUGACACGCCAUCAAGCUCUGGAAUGGAUCGGAUCUCGCGUAAAAGUAAACCGCAGAGUGGUAGGACCAAGACGGCCAGCCUGGGAGGAGGCGCUUGAGGCGCUCGCCACAAUUGUAUUGGCGCAUGUGCCUGUGCAAGGUCUUGAAUUCCGAUCAAAGGCAAUUUUUGUGGCGACGAUGACUAGACGUGUUUUGAUGGCUAUGGACGACGAGAAGAUGGUGGAUGACAGGGACUACGUAGGAAACAAACGCUUAGAACUCGCCGGGCAGCUUCUCGCGCUGCUUUUCGAGGAUCUCUUCAAGACGUUCAACGCAAAUCUCAAGUCGGCCAUCGACAAAGUGCUCAAGAAGCCGUCCCGCACGAGCGAAUUUGAUGCAUUCAACACGAUGCAGUUUCAGGGCGACCACAUCACCGCCGGCUUCGUUCGUGCCAUCUCCACCGGCAACUGGUCGCUGAAGCGCUUUAAGAUGGACCGCGCUGGCGUCACGCACGUUCUUAGUCGACUGUCGUUCAUUUCUGCCCUCGGCAUGAUGACCCGAAUAUCGUCACAGUUUGAGAAGACGCGGAAGGUGAGCGGGCCGCGGGCGCUGCAGCCGAGUCAGUGGGGCAUGUUGUGUCCGAGCGACACGCCCGAAGGUGAAGCGUGCGGGUUGGUCAAGAAUUUGGCGCUCAUGACACACAUUACAACUGAUGUGGACGAGGAGCCGAUCAUCCGGAUCGCGUUCAUGCUCGGCGUUGAGGACAUCAGUCUCGUCACGGGCGCGGAGAUUUAUGGUCCUAACACCUAUGUGGUCAACGUCAACGGUGCUAUUAUUGGCCUCACCCGCUAUCCCGCACGUUUCGUGACCAAUUUCCGUAAAUUACGCCGGGCUGGGCGGUUCAGCGAGUUUGUCAGUGUCUAUGUUAAUAACCAUCACCGUACGGUCCUUAUUGCAAGCGAUGGUGGGCGAAUUUGUCGGCCCAUGAUCAUCGUGGACCAUGGCAAACCUCGCGUUGCGACGAAGCACAUUGUGCAACUCAAGCAAGGUCUACUGGCUUUCGACGACUUCCUCCGGAAAGGCUUGGUCGAAUACCUGGAUGUCAACGAGGAAAAUGAUUCCCACAUAGCGCUCUACGAGUCUGACAUCGUUCCGACCACCACGCAUCUAGAGAUCGAGCCGUUCACACUACUGGGCGCUGUCGCUGGCCUCAUUCCUUACCCUCAUCACAAUCAGUCACCCCGAAAUACCUAUCAAUGCGCCAUGGGUAAACAAGCCAUUGGGGCGAUUGGUUACAAUCAGCUCAACAGGAUCGAUACGCUGCUGUACCUUUCGGUAUAUCCCCAAAAGCCCAUGGUCAAGACUAAGACGAUAGAGCUGAUUGGCUACGAUCGGCUACCUGCGGGACAGAACGCCACUGUGGCGGUCAUGAGUUAUUCAGGGUAUGAUAUUGAAGACGCGCUCAUCCAAAACAAGGCAAGUUUAGAUCGUGGGUACGGCCGGUGUCAAGUUCUCCGGAAAUACGCAACGCUUAUCCGUAAAUACCCCAAUGGAACGUACGAUCGCCUGGCAGAUGCUCCGGUGGACGAGAACGGACAAGUCCAGAAGAAGUACGACAUCAUUCAGCUCGACGGCCUGGCCGGCGUCGGCGAACGUGUGGACCCGGGCGACGUUUACAUUAACAAGCAGACGCCGACGAAUGCCAAUGACAAUACGUUCACUGGGCAGGCCGCCACCGUCCCGUACAAAAAUGCGCCCAUGACAUACAAGUCGCCGGUCCCCGGCAACAUCGAUAAAGUCAUGAUCAGCGACACUGAAAACGACCAAACGCUCAUCAAGGUGCUCAUCCGCCAAACGCGGCGGCCGGAACUAGGGGACAAGUUCUCGUCAAGACACGGGCAGAAGGGCGUCUGCGGCCUCAUCGUGAACCAAGAGGACAUGCCGUUCAACGAUCAGGGCAUCGUGCCUGACACUAUAAUGAACCCCCACGGAUUCCCAUCACGCAUGACAGUUGGGAAAAUGAUCGAGCUCCUGGCUGGCAAGGCGGGAGUGCUCGCCGGGAAGUUGCAGUACGGCACAGCGUUUGGUGGUUCCAAGGUCGAAGACAUGUCCCGCAUCCUCAUUGACAAUGGGUUCAGCUACGCCGGCAAAGACAUGUUGACUAGCGGCAUCACCGGCGAGCCCCUAGAAGCAUACGUGUACUUCGGGCCCAUCUACUAUCAGAAACUAAAACACAUGGUGAUGGACAAGAUGCACGCUCGUGCCAGGGGCCCCCGAGCAACACUGACACGGCAACCAACCGAGGGCCGCUCUCGCGAAGGCGGUCUGCGCCUCGGCGAGAUGGAGCGCGACUGUCUCAUUGGCUACGGCGCGACGCAGCUCCUGCUCGAGCGGCUCAUGAUUUCGUCCGACAAAUUCGAAGUCAACGCGUGCGAAGAGUGCGGUCUGAUGGGCUACAACGGCUGGUGCACGUACUGCAAGAGCUCGAAGAAGAUGGCGCAGCUGACGAUCCCGUACGCCGCGAAGCUGCUGUUCCAGGAGCUCAUGGCGAUGAACGUUGUGCCGCGCCUGGUGCUCGACGACGCCUGACAAAAGCGAGACGCGCAUGCGGAUAAUUUAUUGCAUCUGCUGUUUAUUUUGGCAUACGACUGAGGCAUCACCAUGUAGAUUGUACACAGACACAGAUAGACAUAUGACACGUCCGAGUAGCACGUAGCUGCCGUCAGCC
Messenger RNA from Postia placenta MAD-698-R-SB12, 3577 nucleotides. RefSeq lists its product as hypothetical. Gene Ontology annotation, cellular component: RNA polymerase III complex. NCBI's taxonomy places the organism in Eukaryota, Fungi, Basidiomycota, Agaricomycetes, Polyporales, Adustoporiaceae. The record is from RefSeq and is a predicted model, not a curated record. Bases 1 to 3438 code for a protein of 1145 amino acids. Gene Ontology annotation, biological process: DNA-templated transcription. Gene Ontology annotation, molecular function: DNA binding; ribonucleoside binding; DNA-directed RNA polymerase activity. The transcript has 15 exons.